GCAAUCAGUGUUAUGUUCAGUGGCGUAGCAUGCACCGCACCGCGCGCGCUCCCAACUCAUACUAGUCCUCAGUUUCGAGUAGACUGAAGGCCGUUAAUCAUGGCGGCAGAAAAACCAUAUGACUAUGAUGUAGUCCCUGACGGAGAGGUUCUAGAAGCAGAGAUGGCUAUGAACGGCUCUAUGGAUAAAAGUGGCGGGAAAGGCGACAAGACAGCUGUGACCCUAGAUGACGCCAUGUUGUUAUCGGGUUUCGGCAUGUACAACAUCUUGCACAUGCUGAUGUCAGGCGUCAUCCUGCUGGGCAUGAUCAUGCAGAGCCUUGCGUUAGGCUACAUACUGCCGGCGGCGCAGUGUGACCUGGAGCUCACGCUGCAGCAGAGGGGCUGGCUGUCUGCUAUACCGUUCUUAGCUAUAAUCCUGACAUCGUACUUCUGGGGCUGGCUGGCAGACACGCAGGGCAGGAGACCAGUCAUGCUGUUCUCUAUGAUCAUAUCUGCCGUCUUCUCCGCCUUCGCUAGCUUCGCACCUGAGGUCAUCUCUUUCGGCGUGCUGGUCUUUUUGUCCGCUAUAUUCAUGUCGGGCUCAUCAGCUGUCGUGUACACAUACCUGGGCGAGUUCAACAACCUGCGUCAUCGAGACAAGAUGGUGGCAUUCGGAUCAUCCUUCGUCGGCAUCGGCACGGUCAUACUGCCAUGUGUAUCCUGGCUAAUCCUGCCCCUAGAAUUCGCAUACCCCAUCCCGUUCCUGGGCAUUGAAUACCGUCCGUGGCGUCUGCUGGUGGUGGCCUGUGCCAUCCCCUUCGCGUUGGGCUCCGUGCUGCUCCUGUUCGCGCCCGAGAGCCCCAAGUUCCUGUUCGCGACGGGCGAUUAUGAUGGUGCUUUGGAAGUUGUGAAGAGGAUCUAUUAUAGAAAUACGAAGAUGGAGGUGGACAGUUUUCCUGUGACCUCCCUAAUAAUAGAGAACCAGAUGACGAAGACAUCUAACGUGAAGGGAGCGGCGGCUAUCUGGGCGUCCAUGAAGGAGCAGACGGUGCCGCUGUUCCAGAGGCCGCUGCUGCCCUGGACUGCUCUCACCUGCUUCGUGCAGUUCGGGAUAUUUGCCACAACUAACGGAUUCUACGUAUGGUUCCCGUCCAUCCUCAAUUCUCUGGCGAACCACGAGGGUGGAGAGACCAAGAUCUGUGAUGUACUCGACGCCGGCAGAGAUGCUGUAUCUAAUGGCACUAUAAUCUGCGACGACACAAUCCACACCUCAACCUUCGAGCGCUCCAUCUACAUUGGCCUGGUCUUCUCCUCCAUGUACAUCAUCGUAGGCUUCCUAGUAGACUAUGUGGGCAAGAAGCCGAUCCUCGUGGUGAUCCUGGGCUUCACGGGCAUCAGCGGCAUCUGUGCUCACCUGGCUUAUAACCAGCAGUUAGCGGUGGUGCUGUUUGCCAUCUUCCAGAUGUCUGGAGCCUGUAUUGGGUUGAUGAAUGCUGUGGCUGUUGAGUUGUUCCCUACUAAGUUUAGAGCGAUGGCGAUUUGCCUGUCCAUGAUGAUGGGUCGCGUGGGCUCCAUGGUGGGCUCCAACCUCAUCGGACUGUUCCUCGAAGUCAACUGCGGAGCCGGCUUCUAUCUGUUCGGAUCCAUAAUUAUUGUAAAUUCGCUAUUCUGCCUAACGUUACCGAACAAGAAGAGGAUCCCACAUAAGAAAAUCGUAGUGGAAUCUACCCAAAACGAGACCCACGAACCUGUAUGAACCGGUUCAAACCAGAAACAUGGAACUGGACAGAACUAGUUAAUUCUGUUGCGAAGAAAACGAUAGUUGAAGAUUAAAUACUCCGAAAUAAGUCUUAGGACUUGUUUAUUGGCAAUGGGACCGAGUUCCUUUUCGUUACUGAAAUUAGUUAGGGAAAGCAGGUUUUAUUCAUCGCCAAUAGAUAGGCCUAAGACCCUAUAGUUAAUUGAAGGCUAUUAUACAAAUGAUGAUGAUGAUGAGGGCUACCACGCUUGAUUUUACUUCCAGAAGAAAUGUGUGUUGAAAUUUAAAAAAAAAAACCGUUUAUAUUUAAUUACUUAUGACCAUUGUGCAAUAUGGAUAUGCCGUCUGACCCACAUUUUGUAAAUCUUUAUGCGAUAGUAGCGCCAACUGGUGACCAAUUACGGUAGCCCCAUCAGAUGUGAAUGAAGUGAUCAGAUAUAUUAGUUUAAUUGAUUUUUAUUUGAAGGAAUAUAAUUAUUUAACAACCAAAGAUUGUUGAGUAGUUAUAAGUUAUAACUUUAGUAUUUAAAGAGAUUGUAUACGAUAUUAGAAGUAAGAAAGUGAGAAUGUUCUAAUGCUCACUAGAGUUAAGAACCAAAACACGUUUAAUUAUUACGAAUGUAACUAUCUUUUUUUUUAUUGUUACGUCGUAACAGAUUAUAACUGAUAAAUUAUGACGAAAUGCAAAUAGCAAGCUUGUUGUUCGAAGAUGAAGUCAUACUGCCAUAAUAAAUAUCUUCUGUUAAUUAUUUGUAAGAUUCAAAGCAUUAAAAAUAAAAAAAUUGAUAAUAAAAUA
Helicoverpa zea (corn earworm) is the source of this 2536-nucleotide messenger RNA. Its product is annotated as synaptic vesicle glycoprotein 2C-like. Lineage: Eukaryota; Metazoa; Arthropoda; Insecta; Lepidoptera; Noctuidae. The transcript has 12 exons. The coding region runs from base 100 to 1737 and encodes 545 amino acids. Gene Ontology annotation, biological process: transmembrane transport. The record is from RefSeq and is a predicted model, not a curated record. Gene Ontology annotation, molecular function: transmembrane transporter activity.